Vicia villosa (hairy vetch) is the source of this 1549-nucleotide messenger RNA. RefSeq names its product prefoldin subunit 1. The coding region runs from base 120 to 506 and encodes 128 amino acids. Gene Ontology annotation, cellular component: cytoplasm; prefoldin complex. NCBI's taxonomy places the organism in Eukaryota, Viridiplantae, Streptophyta, Magnoliopsida, Fabales, Fabaceae. The transcript is spliced from 6 exons. Gene Ontology annotation, molecular function: protein folding chaperone. Gene Ontology annotation, biological process: protein folding. The record is from RefSeq and is a predicted model, not a curated record.
UAGUCUUUUUCUUUUCCUUCUUCUUGAUUCAAUCACUCACGUUAGGGUUUUCAAAGUUGAAUUGAAAUCUGCACUCCAUUUUCCGAUCAAAGUUGAUUCAAUCGAUUCUGUUGGUUGAUAUGGCUGACGAAUCCAUCAAAACCGCUUUCCUUGAAAUUCAAGGGCGCAUGAUAGAAACUACAAGGAAAUUGAAGCAGGUGCAAAACCAGAUACGUUCCAAAGAAACAGAUAAAAAGCGUUCUUUCUUGACAAUGGAGGAGCUGAAGCAGGUUCCUGAUGAUACUAAUGUUUACAAAUCUAUUGGGAAAACGUUUGUAUUGGAGACGAAGGCAACAUUAAUGAACGAACAGGAGAACAAGUUCAAGGAUAGUGAAACUUCAAUUACUGCAUUACAGAGCUCAAAGGAAUACUUGGAGAAGCAGAUUGCAGAGGUGGAAAACAAUUUGAGAGAGCUGUUACAACAAGAUCCUGGUCUUGCUCGUCAAAUUAUGUCAAUGAAUGUGUAAUGUAAAAUUUUCAUUAAUUGAUGUUGAUCGGCAUUGGCGGAAUUUCUAGUGAACUUGAGUGAAUAGAAAAUUUUAGGAUAUGUGAAACUCUGAGGACUUCUACUGCCUACUUGGUGCUUUCAUGGAUGAUGCUUUUCAAUCCUUCAGGAAAUGUUUUCUUUGUAGGGGUGGUUGUAAUUCAUAGAAUAAUAUAUUGUCAUGUUUUAUGUAUUACAUGUGAGGGAAUUCUUAUGCAGACAAUUCUAAAUAGUACAUUCUCUGUUGGUAUAUAUUUAUACCCUUGCGAGGACUUGAUCCAAUCCCUGAACCUCCAACUUUUUUAAACCCUUCACUCAACUUCUAUUUCAAGCCAAUUGAACUACUCCUCCCACCACCACAUCUGUUAUCUGAUGCUAGAAGGGUUUCUAGGUCCUCCCAACUUCUGUUUCUAGGUCCUAACAAAGGGAAAUGCACUAAUGUAGAAGUUCAAUUAAGGAAUUUUGGCACAAUGGUUGAUGCACUUGUUAUGUCCCAAGCACUACAAUUGGAUCUCCAAAUGUCUCCUUUCAAUAUGAGAGAAAAGAAACUUGUUCUUUUGCCACUGAUUCAAGCUAAUGGAAUUGUAUUCGAGUGUCUUUUGUCUUCCUUUGCUUCGAUUGUAUGCACCUCUUGUUCUUUGUUGAUUCUUUUGUCACAUCCCAAAAUUAUUAAGCUCACCGCAGCGAAAACAAAGACCAUCGACCAUGCGUUCCAUCAUUUCAAAGUAAGGAAUAUGACAAAUUCUUUUGUUUCAGAUCGAUCUUGAAUUCUGACAUAGUUUCGUAACUUUGAGGUGAAUUUUGUGCCUCUAAUAUCGGUCGAUUCAUUAUAGAAAAUGAAUUUUAUUGGAUUGAGCUCAAGGCUCUACAAUAGUCAAGAGUUGUCUAACUCCUAACUAGAGCAUAUGAAGCUUCUAGUUAAUAUUCUCCUAACUGAAUGGUAACAUUAGAGACAUGAACUGCUGCACUAAUGUUUUUUUUCCAUCAGUAUAAUUUUUAUUCAAAGAUUGAUACAAUCAAAUCGAA